GAAAAAAAAAGGUUGCAUCAGGUUCUUCUUCAUCUCUAAUUGGUUUAAAAUCCAUCAGCCCUCAUAGAUCGCUCUGGAAUCCUCCGUCUUCCAUUUAUAUCUAUGCAACCUUCUCUCUCAAUCCGAACUCGAAUUCAAUCAACAAAUCUCCUUGUAUGGGUUAGGGUUUUGUAUCUGCAGUACUUCUUCCUUCAUCUCCUUUCUUCCCCAAACUCAAUUUCUUUGAACGAAUCUCUCCCAGCUUCUGAAUCCACGGAGAUUGUGCCAGCCAUGAAGGUUCAUCCAAUGCCCAAGAAGAGAAACAUCACGGUCCGGUACGACAUCGCGUCGGCUCUUUCUCAGGCGGAAACGGUCGGGUUCCGGCAGAAGAAGCUCCGGCGACUGCCCCACAUCUUCGCGAAGGUCCUGGAGCUACCUUUCCAUUCCGACGCGGAUGUAUCGAUUGAAGAGACUCACGAUUCCUUCCGAUUCAUCGUUCCGACUGACGACGUCACCGGGGGUAAUAUUAGGGCUCACGCCAUCCAGAUCCACCCCGGUGUUACUAAGAUUGUAAUCCGAGGGGACAACUUUGUUGACUGUCCUCUUAGUGAGCUCGACCUCGACCUGUGGCGGUUUCGGCUACCGCCGUCGACUCUGCCCGGCUUGGCCAGCGCCGCGUUUGGCGACGGCGAACUGGUGGUCACCGUCCCUAAAGGAUCGCACGAAGAGGAAGACGAGGAGGACGGGCGGCUUGUAUUUGUACAGUAAUCCUUCAACAAUCAGUUGUUUCUGUAUCAGCCCUUUCUCAUGGAACAAUACAUUAAUUACUCGUAUAUUAUUAUUCUGGUUAGAAAUGGGACUUCACUUUUCUUUAGUGAAUUAUUAUGAUGAUAUAUGCUUUACCUGAUUAAUUUUCACAAUUUCUGCUGUUU
This is a messenger RNA of Cuscuta epithymum, 911 nucleotides long. The record is from the annotation of a GenBank genome assembly. Lineage: Eukaryota; Viridiplantae; Streptophyta; Magnoliopsida; Solanales; Convolvulaceae.